Molecule: messenger RNA, 3108 nt
Organism: Lepisosteus oculatus (spotted gar)
Lineage: Eukaryota; Metazoa; Chordata; Actinopteri; Semionotiformes; Lepisosteidae
Gene: immt
Product: inner membrane protein, mitochondrial (mitofilin)
Biological process (GO): cristae formation
Cellular component (GO): MICOS complex
Source: RefSeq, a predicted model, not a curated record
UCGUUCUCUGUCAAAGGGCAAAGGGGGCUGGAGAGGCGGUGUGGGUUGUCCGGGAUAAGCGCUUUCGAGGCUGAACGUCCCUAUCAUGUUUAACUAAAGAGGGAUCGUAAUCCGUUACAGCUCACAACGACUCUAAAAGUAUAUCAACAACAAUGCUGCGCGUCUGUGGAAAAGCAGCCAGUGCUGCAGCUCAAACCUGCCUGUGCGGUAAAGUGUCGGUCCGUCCGCUGCUGCCUUGCCGGCGCUACACGACAUCAGGAAGGUCUGGGGCUUCUGCAGGCAAAAUAGUUGGAGCAGGUCUCCUCUUUGUGGGAGGAGGACUGGGAGGCACGAUUCUGUAUGCGAAAUGGGACCCUAAAUUCAGAGAGAAUGUAGAAAAGUCCGUCCCCUACUCUGAAACGGUCUUUGAAAUGACCCUUGGUCCUGCCCCUUAUGCACUGCCAUUGCCAAAGAAACCGACAAAGCCAGGUCCGCUCCAGAUCUCUUCGGUGUCCGAGGCUAUGAAGGAAUCGAAGCAGCCCAAACCAAAGGGAAAAGACAAGGUGACCCCUGCUGAAAAGCCCCCGACUCCGGAGACAUCUCCAAAGGACCAGAGCCUGGAAGAGGCCUCCACAGAGGCAGCCCACAUCAUUUCUGCGAUCAGCGAGGUGCCGUCUAUGCCAGCCCCUGGCACCCACGAGGGGCCGCAGCCGGGCGAGGACAAACCCCAGGCGGAGUCAGGAGGGCACUGUAAGGAGUGUGCCCAUGAAGAGUCCCCUGCAGGGAAAGAGCGCCCGCCAGAAGAAGUGGCUGCCCACCUGGCACAGCAGGACAAAGAGGAGCAGGAGAAGAUCGCCUCGGUGUCCACGAUGCUGGAGGAAGCCCUGAGCAGAACAGCCCAAGUGACCCUUCAGGCUAUCGGUGCCCAGGAUGCUGCUGUCCACGCCAUUAACAGCCAUACCCGGAGACUGAAAGAGGCCAUGGAGAACUCCGAGACUUCAUCAGAACAGAAGAGUGCUCAGUGGCGUUUCCUGGAGGAUGCGUUAAAGGAGCGCAGCAGGACUGUGGAUGAAGCCACAGAUGCUCUCUCAAAAGCCAAGAAUGAACUGGAGAAGCUGCGAGGGGUGAUUGAGGAGGCCAAGCAGACCAAGGUCACCGGAGCGAAGCCGCAGAUCCUGGCGGCAGAGAAGAACUUGCACAACAUGCUAGUCGACCUAGAUAAUGUUGUUAAAAAGGUCCAGGCAGCCCAGACAGAAGCAAAGAUUGAAGCUCAGUACAGCGAACUGGUGACUCAGGCCAGAGAGCAGUUUCUCAAAGAGCUGGACAGCAUCACUCCUGAGAUCCAUCCUGGCUGGAAGGGACUCAAGGUGUCUGACUUAGCUGGCCAGCUGACCCCGGAUGACCUGAACUCUCUGAUCGCUCACGCCCACCGGCGCAUAGACCAGCUCAACAGGGAGCUGGCGGAGCAGCGGGUGAGGGAGCAGCUGCACAUCGAGGCCGCCCUGGAGCAGCAGAAGCUGGAGGAUAAGAAGGCGCUCGAGGCGGCUGUGGCCAAAGCGCUGGAGCACUACCGCACCGAGAUCAAACUGGACCAGCAGAGGAAGUCCAUAGUCUUACCUCAUCGGUUAAAUCUCCUUCUGUCUGUGGAGGAGGUGCGGGAGGCCAUGGAAGGCGAGAUGAGGACACAGCUGCGCAGGCAGGCGGCGGCUCACACGGAUCACCUGCGAGAUGUGCUCAAGGUGCAGGAGCAGGAGCUCAAGGCCGAGGCACAGGAGGAACUGGCUCGUAAGAUGUCUGAGCAUGACACCCACUACCGGCGCAUGACGCAGGAGCAGCUGGAUAACUUCACUCUGGAUAUGAAUGCAGCCUACGCCAGGCUGAAGGGCCUGGAACAGGCCAUCGAGAGCCACACUGUCGCCGAGGAGGAGGCCAGGAAGGCCCACCAGCUGUGGCUGUCGGUGGAGGCGCUGAGCUACGCCCUGAAGGCUGUGGAAGGGGACAGCCCAACGGAGCCCCUGGAGAGCGCAGUGCAGACCAUCAGGGCCAGCUGCGGGGACAACGAGUUCACCCAGACCCUGACCACGGCCCUGCCCCAGGAGGCCCUGAGCCGGGGCGUGUACAGCGAGGCCUCCCUGCGUGCUCGCUUCAGCCACAUCAGGAAGCUGGCCCGCCGCGUGGCCAUGAUCGACGAGACCAGGAACAGCCUGUACCAGUACUUUCUCUCCUACCUGCAGUCCCUGCUCCUUUUCGAACAGGAGCAGCUCAAACCCCCCGCCCAGCUCUCUGCCGAAGACCUGGAUACUUUCAAACUGCUCUCCUACGCUUCCUUCUGCAUUGAACACGGGGACCUGGAGCUGGCUGCCAAGUUUCUCAACCAGCUGAAGGGGGAGCCCCGGAGAGUGGCUCAGGACUGGCUGAAAGAGGCUCGGCUCACCUUGGAGACCAAGCAGAUAGUCAGCCUCCUGUCUGCGUACGCCAAUGCGGUGGGUCUUGGCACCACCCAGCUAGAAUAAUUUAAUUACCCGACCGGAGAGCCCUCAUGUUCAUAAGUAGCAGAUUCAGCCUGAAUUUAAAUGAUGCAUAAAGCACUGUACAGAGAACUGGUUGCUUGGAUUAUGUCCCUUAAAAUAUCAUUCAGAAGGCACAUUGUAAACUAUCACUAUUAACAUACUGUCAAAACGGGGGGGAAAAACAGGCCCUUUGUGGUUGUGCUGUUGAUAGAUACAAAAACAUGUCUGUUGCUUGUGUUUCCGUGUAAGUCUCCCUUCGACGCUCUUUGUUACAGAUUGCAGGGAAUCGCAUGUUUAGGAGUUGCUUGCAACCGUGCUGUGCUGUCGGACAAAGCCUGCGGUUUUUGUGAACAUGGGGGCUCGGGAUUUGUCAGGAAUUAUCUCCCGCACAUAGGGCACUCUUGUCAGUGACCUCACUGCCUGACUCUGUUCGCAGUGUCUGUUGUUGGCUCAUGCUGUUCUAACAAAUAUUACAGGAAUGCUUUGUUGAAAUCGGUGUGCUCAGUUCCUGGUUUUCCCUGAUCAGGCUUUGUGAUUUAAUUACUCAUUUUGGCAUUAUGCUGUUGAUUUAUUUUCCCCAAUUCUGGUGCAUAUCAAUAAAACACAGGAAAACAUGUUU